AUGAUUCGUCCUCUCAAGCCUCCGUUUAUCCCUGGCUCCGGGUAUUCCCAAGACCUGCAUAUCUCUGCACAGACCCAUACGAUCUCCUUCGGUAUAUUCCAGAUAUGGAAUGCGAACAAGUCGAACCUGAGGGGCUGGUUCUGGAUAUAUGCAACUGAACGCAUAAAUCAUAUCGAGGAGGCUAUGGCCAAUGAGAUCUAG
This is a messenger RNA of Penicillium taxi, 201 nucleotides long. RefSeq lists its product as uncharacterized. NCBI's taxonomy places the organism in Eukaryota, Fungi, Ascomycota, Eurotiomycetes, Eurotiales, Aspergillaceae. The coding region runs from base 1 to 201 and encodes 66 amino acids. The record is from RefSeq and is a predicted model, not a curated record. The transcript is spliced from 2 exons.